AUGGUUUCCCGGGACGGAACAACGAAAUCAUCAUUCUCGAACACCAAAACAAACUACUCUUUUACCAACGAAAAGAAACGCGAAAGAGGAGGAGGAAAGAAGAAAACGCUGACGACGAUUGUUUCAGCAGCACAAGCAGCCAAGAGUAACGACCCCGUCGACAACGACGAUAACGAUGAGUUGUUAAAAACGCCGACGAAGAAGAAGAAGACAAAUAAAACAACGAACAACGUGAAACACGAACGAGCGCCGCCGAAGAACUGGGAAGAGUGUUUAGCGAAGAUCAAACAGAUGAGAAAGAACGGACCGUUAGCGCCGGUGGAUACCAUGGGAUGCGAGAAAAUCGCCGAGACGAGCGACGAAAAACAGAAGCGAUACCGGACGUUGAUCUCCGCCAUGCUCUCGUCGCAAACGAAAGACCAAAUCAAUCACGCGACGAUGAAUAAGCUCAUCGCGUUGAAUAAAGACACCGCGGAAGGGAUAUUGAACACGACGGAAGACGAUUUAGACGAAAUCAUCCACCAAGUCGGGUUUCACAGGAACAAAGCGAAAUAUUUACGAGCGGCGGCGAAGAUAUGCGUAGAAAAAUACGGCGGAGAUAUUCCUCCGGAUUUAGAGUCCUUAGUAGAACUCCCCGGGGUUGGUCCGAAAAUGGGACACUUAAUCAUGAACGUCGGGUGGGAAAAACCGAGCGGGAUAUGUGUGGACGUGCACGUACACAGAAUUACUGAGAGAUUAGGGUGGGUUUCGGAAUCGUGCGCGGUGACCAACGCCGGUUCGCCUCGUAAAAGAACGCCCGAGGACACCAGAGUCGCUUUAGAGAACUGGUUACCCAAAGACGAGUGGGUGGAAAUCAACCCAUUACUCGUCGGAUUUGGACAGUUAUACUGCACGCCGUUGCGGCCGAAAUGUUCCGAGUGCGAUGUCGCCGAUUUGUGUCAAAACGCGUUCCGAGAUGCCGCCACGCCGACGAAGAAGAAGAAUAAUCUGAAGAGCAGCAAAAAUUAA
Molecule: messenger RNA, 1008 nt
Organism: Bathycoccus prasinos
Lineage: Eukaryota; Viridiplantae; Chlorophyta; Mamiellophyceae; Mamiellales; Bathycoccaceae
Exons: 1
Coding region: 1-1008 (335 amino acids)
Biological process (GO): base-excision repair, AP site formation; nucleotide-excision repair; base-excision repair
Cellular component (GO): nucleus
Molecular function (GO): DNA-(apurinic or apyrimidinic site) endonuclease activity; DNA binding; oxidized pyrimidine nucleobase lesion DNA N-glycosylase activity
Source: RefSeq, a predicted model, not a curated record